CACUGGACAGACAACUAGGGUGUGGGGAGGAGCUGGCCUGCUUGGCUCCCCUCUAGGUCUGAGGAAACGCUGCGCGCGAACCCUGGCUUUCCGCAUACCGGGGGCCACCAGUAGGUGGCGGCGGACAGGGUCAGGGUGGCUGCCGCAUGUACCCAAGUGCGGGCCGAGGUGAACUGCGCAUGCGCGCCGCGAUGGCGGGACGCCUUCAAGAGCGGCUCGAGGCCACAGUGGCCGUUGCAGCUGUGGCGUGAGGCCUGGCAGAGCUGUCCGCUGAGGAGGGGAACUGACGGAGAAGUGCUGCUGCUGGGUCUUUAGGCGAGAUGCCGACGGUGAAGCUGAAACCGAGGCACCGCCCCUUCUGCUUCAGCGUGAAUGGCCACGUGAAGAUGCUGCGGCUGGCGCUAACUGUGACAUCUAUGACCCUUUUUAUCAUCGCACAAGCCCCAGAGCCAUACCUUGUUGUCACUGGAUUUGAAGUCACUGUUACUUUCUUUUUCAUAGUUUUAUAUAUACUCAGACUUGAUCAAUUAAUUGACUGUAUAUUUUGGCCUUUGCUUGAUAUUAUCAACUCAGUGGUUACAGCAGUAUUCAUGAUAGUUAUAUCUGUGUUGGCACUGAUCCCAGAAACCACAACAUAUAUAGUCCUUGGAGGGGUGUUUGGACUCGUGGCCUCGGUGCUCUCUAUUGCCGACGGGGCCCUCAUUUACCGGAAGCUGCUGUUUAAUCCAAGUGGUCCUUAUCAGAAAAGUGCUGUUGAUGACAAACUAUAAGUUUUGUAAAUUUAUAUUCCUUUUUAGUUGAUGCUAAUUAUUAAACAUAUCUCUUUAUUCUAACACAUA
Orcinus orca (killer whale) is the source of this 839-nucleotide messenger RNA. It is a transcript of the gene CKLF, whose product is annotated as chemokine like factor. The record is from RefSeq and is a predicted model, not a curated record. The transcript is spliced from 4 exons. The coding region runs from base 321 to 770 and encodes 149 amino acids. Gene Ontology annotation, cellular component: membrane. NCBI's taxonomy places the organism in Eukaryota, Metazoa, Chordata, Mammalia, Artiodactyla, Delphinidae.